Molecule: messenger RNA, 702 nt
Organism: Adineta steineri
Lineage: Eukaryota; Metazoa; Rotifera; Eurotatoria; Adinetida; Adinetidae
Source: the annotation of a GenBank genome assembly
AUGAAUUUUAAUUCAUCUUGGUGUACAUUUCGAGGUUAUCUUAUUCCUAUUUCAUGUUCUGCUUUAUAUCAAACUUUUGUUAUUCAAGCAAUUUUUCGUCUUUGUCGUAUUGUCUAUUCAACUCGUCGAUGGCUUCAAUUCUUUUGGUUUUAUGUUCUUUUCUUACCUAUUGAAUUAAUCUUUGCUUCUGUUCUUUUAUGUCCUAUAUUAAUUUGGAAAGAUAUUGAUUAUUCAUUUGAAGAUAAUUAUUGUUUUGUUCCAUUAAGUAAAGCUCGUGGCAUGAUUUGGCUUGUAUUUACAACUUAUGCAAUUCCUCUUAUGAUUUUAUUUCUAAUAUAUAUUCGUAUAAUAAUAUAUAUUCGUCAUCUACCAACUAAUCAACCAAUAGCAAUGAGACGUCGACAAAAACGAGAUUUAAUUGCUAUUCAGAGAAUUUGUAUUAAUAUUUUUGUAUUACUUAUUCUUGUUAUACCAGGUACAAUUUUAAUAUUAAUGAAACUUUUAGGUGGAAUUGACUAUCCAUUAACGUACCGGAUUUUAUGGUUAGGUGUUGAAAUAUCUGUAGCUAUAUUAACGAUAGAAAUGAUAAUGACAACACCACAAUUAAAAAAUAUUUUUUUAAAACGAUUCAGACAAAAUCGUGUUGCUACAUUAGUUCCAUCGAAUCAAAGACAAGCAGCUGCUACUAAUACCAAUGAGUAA